Parnassius apollo (apollo) is the source of this 219-nucleotide messenger RNA. The record is from the annotation of a GenBank genome assembly. Lineage: Eukaryota; Metazoa; Arthropoda; Insecta; Lepidoptera; Papilionidae.
AUGAAGCGACAUUUUGACAAUGGGGAUCGCCGUACAUGGUUACUUGGUGAUGAUGGAUAUCCUCUGGAGCCAUGGUUGAUGACCCCAAUAAAAAAUCAACACCUUGGGACACCGGAGCGUAGAUACACUGAUGCUCAUGGUUCAGCCAGAAACACCAUAGAAAGAUGCUUUGGUGUGCUAAAGUCUGUUUUUAGGUGUCUGUCUCAUCAACGCCAGUGA